AUGGGUUUGGCAAAAUCGCGAUUCUCGAGGCAUACCGGGGGCAGACGGUGGCUUGGGGUCCUCGCCAAUCUUUAUUUCUUGGAAUCUUCUUUCCGUCUCACUUCUCUGCUCCUCUGUCAACUCGCCGCCGACCACCGUGACCUGAAGUUCGGCGUCUGGAGAUCCAUCGCCCUCGACUCAACAUCGCCCUCGCCCGCUCUCUUUAGUUGUUGUCAUCGCCUGAGUCGGGUUCGGCCAGAUAUCCACCGCCCGCGACAACCCGCUCCUCUUGCAGACCCCUAUCCAUUAUCCACUGCUCUCGACGUGGUGACGCUGCCGUCCUUCACCACCUUGCUUCAUCAACCACCUAAUCACCCGGAGACCGGGCUUGUCGACGAGCAAAACGCUGGCGGUUGCAUGCCCCUGCACCUGGAGAACGACAGGGGUCACACCAGAGGCAUCAAGGAGUUAAAAAGAAAAACUCAUGUGUGA
Messenger RNA from Striga asiatica, 471 nucleotides. Lineage: Eukaryota; Viridiplantae; Streptophyta; Magnoliopsida; Lamiales; Orobanchaceae. The record is from the annotation of a GenBank genome assembly.